CUUUCUUUUACUUGCUUGAUUUAUACGUCAUUCACGUAAAUAGCAUUCAAUGGAAGUUAUGUAUUAUGUCAUCCAAAAACAGUAGAUCUCACCUGUCAAAAAAAAAAUACAGUAGAUCUCUCAUUCUCUCUUAAAAGUACCUUCAUAAUUCCUUCCUUUUCCUUCACAAAUCAACACACAAUAAUGUCAACAACAACAAAAACAAAGAGCUGUAAAACAACAAUCCUCUAUCUUUUCCUUCUCCUCUUCUUCCUCUAUGUUUCUCUCUCCUCCUCCUCACACUCCCCUUCAUCCACUGCAUGCAAGUCCACCCCUUACCCAAAACUCUGCCGUUGGAUGCUCUCCGCUUUCAAAAAAUCCUCAUCAUCAUCACCAUCCAAAUUCUCCAUCAAACAGUGUCUUAAGCAUGCUUCGAAACUCUCUAAACUUAUCAACCACCAUCUUACCACCCACUCCCCCCCCCCCCCGCCGACAGGGCGGUUGCUGAUUGUGCGCAGCUCUUUGAGCUCAAUGUGGACUACCUGAAGAGUAUCAUGCAUGAGUUGAGACGACGACGACGAGUUGUCGAGAAGACGUCGUCGUCCGCUGAGUUGGUGGGACGAGUUGAGGCUUUGUUGAGUGGGGUGGUGACUAAUCAACAGACUUGUUAUGAUGGGAUCAAGGAGAAUGGGGGUUGGGAUGGUGCUUUGUUAAGUACAUUGCAUGCUCCUGUUGUUAAUGGGAGUGGAUUGUAUAGUGCUUCUCUUGGGAUUGUUAUCCAGACGCUUACCCCGGCCCGGGCCCACCGUAAGAGACAUCAAUCCGAUUUUGUGGGCCGGGUUCUAAAAGAUUCGGACCAGUCUUGGCUACCCCGCUUCAAAAUUAUCAAACUUCUGCAAAACAGUUCCAAAAGCCUUUCAAGAGAUUUCUUAAGAGGAAAACAAGAUCUGGAUAUUAGCAACAUAAAAAUAAGGGAUGUAGUGAGUGUGAGCCACUAUGGAGAUGCAAACUUCACAACUAUAAAAGAAGCUAUCGCAUUUGCUCCAACCAAUUCAAGGGUGCAAGAUGGAUAUUUCAUUAUCUAUAUCAAGAGAGGAUAUUACGAGGAGUAUGUAACUAUCUCUAAACACAAGAAGGGUAUAAUGUUGUUAGGUGAUGGAAUUAAUCAAACAGUCAUUUCCGGAAGCAGAAACGUCAUAGAUGGUUGGACAACCUUCAAUUCUGCUACCUUUGGUAAGCUUAAAUCAAUCAGUCAUUUAUGGGAAUAG
Messenger RNA from Beta vulgaris subsp. vulgaris (sugar beet), 1247 nucleotides. RefSeq names its product probable pectinesterase/pectinesterase inhibitor 25. The transcript has 2 exons. NCBI's taxonomy places the organism in Eukaryota, Viridiplantae, Streptophyta, Magnoliopsida, Caryophyllales, Amaranthaceae. Gene Ontology annotation, biological process: cell wall modification. Gene Ontology annotation, molecular function: pectinesterase inhibitor activity; pectinesterase activity. The coding region runs from base 534 to 1247 and encodes 237 amino acids. The record is from RefSeq and is a predicted model, not a curated record.